AUGGCGCAGACGAGUCCCAAAGGAUCUAGCAGCUCUAAGAGGGACCUCUUAUCACUAAAGGAUAUAUUGACAGUGUUCAAUAACCCUAUAAAUGAGGACCAAGCAUGGGCUGUGUGUCAUCAGUGUGCUCAGUUUUUCCAAACAACAUCGGAUCGUUCAAAAUACCGGGAAUUUUACAAGCAUGGAGCCCGGGCCAUUCGUAUAAGACCCGGUGGGGAAAUUGUGAUAGAAGUUUCUGAAUGUGACAUAAGUUUCGGAUCAGGGAAGGGCCCGCCGUUGCAACGGCGGAAUUCUGUAACAGGGAAGGACAUCAAGGUUGUAACGGAGAGUGAUGCAGUACAGGGACUCGGACUUGUUAUCUACCAGGCCCUCGAUUAUGGAAUGGGGGCAGCGGAGGAACGUCACCUCAGCCUCGAAUUGGAAGGUCUUGUGGAGUUCAUGACAAAUCCAGACGGGGAUGAGGAAGACGCAUCAACAGCUGAUGAUGAAGGCAUUGAGAAGGACGCGAAGGAAAAUGGUCUCUUCCCGGACGUCCUUGCUAUCUGUGAGCAGCACCUGUCCAAUGAAGUUAACCCAGGAAACCAUUAUCGAGCGGUGUGUCGCGCACUUGUUGCAGAGGCCCAGGAACUUUGCUCUUUCUUGGAACAAAUUUCCACUGGGAAAGAGAGCCUGCAGGCAAAUGAAGAUGAUGGUCUCACAUUGUUGGAGGAUUUACAAAGGAACGACUGGGCGAGGCUAUGGGUACAGAUAAUGAAGCAACUACGCCACGGGGUGAGGUUAAAAAGUGUGCAACACACUAACCUUACCCCAAGAGAAUAUGAACUGACGCCAUUCGAGGUUUUACUCGAGGACAUACGUACAAGGAGAUACAACCUCCGAAAGACUCUGGUAAAUGGUGACAUUCCACCUAAGGUGAAAAGAGAUGCGCAUGCUGUGAUUCUUGAAUUCAUUCGAUCUCGCCCCCCUCUACAUUCCGUAAAAGACAGGAUAUUAAAAUCUCCCCCUAAACGGGAACUGGAUCCUGUUGAACUUUUACUUCGAGACAUUCGUCAACAACCCAAGUUACGACCAGUGAAGGAUGGCAAACUUCUAGUGGAAACGUCAAGAACAAAACUACAUAACGACGAUGAUGCAGAAAGUCCUCUUCCUGUCCGAAAGGUCAUCAAGCCAGACUUCAAUCUUCUACGUAAUUUUGAGGAUGACACAGAUGAAUCUGAGUGUAGUCUACAGUCAUCACGACGAUCCAGUGUGGCGUCACCAUCACCGGAAAGAGAAAUGCGUCUGUGGCAACGAGCUGUGGUACGUGACUUGGCUACCACUCAGAGCAGACCUGUGAUACUCCAGCGUAGGAAUACCAUAACGGUGUGUGAGUCGCCUGUACAGGUAUAUCCCACCAGCACCCCACAAUCCCCGAUCUUGGAGGAGAUUGAUGAGGAGAAUGCACCUCCACACAAAGGGCCCUCUAUAAAGUCUCCAUCAAAUUCGCAUGAUAAUACUGUGAAAAAAGUUCGACGUCAGUCGGCAGUUUGUAAAUCGCAUGUGUCUGCCAAUGACGUUCGACAAAGACUGAGUUUAAAACUGCAUGGUAACACUCCAGCAUCAUGCAUGUCAUCUCAUGACAGGGUGCAUGGUAGAGCCCAUCUUUCUUCACAGUCCUCCGGGAGUUCUGAGGACUUGCUGUCAGAAUCAUCAUCGCAGUCGUCACCACGGAUGAGAAAAAUCAGUGAGCCAUUAAUGAGGCCUAAUCCUCAGAAAGUGCAAAGGUCAGUGAGUGUGAGUGAUAUUGCAGGAAGUAGACCUCAGCCGAUGACGAGGUCAAGAACAAUGCCUAAAGUCAGUAGCGAAUCGGAGAAAAAUGAACAAUCUGCCAUUUCCGAUGAGAGAGUCAGGCCUGUUCCACGACCCCGCCCAGUUCCGGCACCUCGGUUGAGUCGUAGUUCGUCACCCAAAACUGUCCAGGGUCUAACCUCUCCGGCAUUAGUGCCAACAAAGGAUGGUGAAAACUCCCUGUCUCCGAUAGUGUCACAGCGAGAUGCUUCUCCAACUCCAACUAGACGAGAAACUUCCCCCAAACCAAUCAAACGACAACGAUCUUCUGUGCACAGAUCGUCAACUCAGACAGAGCAUCGCAGAAAUAGACUGAAUUCCUCUGAGGAGGAACAACUCUCUGUAUCAAGCUCUGAAAAGACAUUAGAACAAAGGCAUAGAUCAUCAGAACGAAGGCAGCGUUCUUCAGAACAGAGGCAGCGUUCAUCAGAACGUAAACAGAGUUCAUCCGAACAACGGCAGCGUUCUUCAGAGCGUAGACAGCAUUCUGAAAAGAACCAAAUCACAGAUGCUAAAUAUUUAGAACGUAAACAGCGAAGAGCUGAACAUCGAGAUCGAACAGCUGUUGACAUGAGCUCAGAAUUGAGUUCUGCCCCCUCUACGCCUUCUACCUCCACCUCCUCUUCUGUGGCAUCAACUCCAUCUCAUGUCUCCCCUGACCCCUCCCCAAAACCCAGCCCCACUCCCCGACCUCGUAUCCAGCGCUCUGCCAGUCACCAUAUAAAACGUCAGAUGACCAUCUCAGGUGGUCCUGUGCCCAUUGCAGACAUUGAUCAAACAAUGCCACGAGCAAAGGAUUCUACUGUUGAUACUCCAAAGAUUUCAAUUCGAAAGGAAUCAUCUCCAGAAUUUAAAAGAACGACGUCUAAAACAGAUUCUGAUAUGGUCAGCCAGAGAGUUCCUCGCAGAUCAGAUUCAUCACGUGCCCCACGCCCCAUGAGCCUGAUAGAGGCAGACGAUCGUCGUGCUAUCAUACAAGAAGCAGGGGAAACAAGUCUCCAAACUAACGGUGCAUCCAGUUUCUCAUCACUUGAUGUACGAGAUCUGCUGAAUGUAAGUUCAAGGAUGAGGUCCUCUGUUGCUGGUGAGGACCCUGCUUCUACUACUAACUGUAAUGGUAGUCCUGCACCUAGCUCCCAUCCAUCUUCUGCUGUGCCUGCGGCAGCCGGCUCUAUGUCUCAAGUUUUGAUCAAGAAAUGGUCACAUCCCAUUGAAUGUCUGUCUUUGACUCUUGAGGAGGUCACACACAUUCGCACAGUUCUGACCAAGGCUGACCUUGAGUCUGCCAUCACACAGAAGGACCUAUACACAUUACUGGCUAAAGGCAAAAUUUGUUUUACAUGUAAAGAAGUGAAGUUCUCUAUGUUUGGACAGUGGGGAACUCGGUGUAAGAUAUGUAAACGAAACGUCUGCAAUAACUGUCUCCGUAAAAUGAAUGUGCCAACAGAACACUUUGAGAACAUCCCCGUACAUACUCUCAGUCCCAUACCUCUCAGUCCAGAGACCCUGGACAUCAUCAGGGCAUAUGAAAGUACUGGGUCAGUUCCUCACUCACCAAAUUUACAACGCAAACAACAACAAAAACUAGAAACUAAAUCUGUUAAACCAAAAACACUUCAACGUGCCAACACAUUUACUGCAAACCAGGGUCCAGCCAUGCUACCCAACAAGAAUCUCCUGAAGGGCCCUCAGAUGAACAUUUGUCGAGAUUGUAAAGGAAUGAUCAUGGAGAUCAUCAGGACAAGUCGAACCUCGAUAGCACUUAUAAACCAGGGGAAGGAACUCCCCAAAAAAUCAGAGAGUUCAGGCUCUGAGGAUGAAAGAAGUGGCAUGAAUCUCUCUUCACUGUCUCUUAAUGUGAAACAUUUCUUUUCUCCAACAAAAGAGUGAUGUGUCAGUCAGUGUUUAGGAUAACCUGGUACUAGUGUUUUUACAGUGAUGUGAAUCAACUUUUUUCACCAUGGAUGCAAUAUUCUAUAUGGAGAAAAAGACUGAACAGACAUUCCCUGAGUUCUUCAGAAUGACAACUUGUAUGUUUCCUAUAAUUUCGACAAAGCUGAAGAAAAAUUCAGAAACAAAAUUUUUGAACUUACCAACUGUAACUUACUGAAGUCUUCAAGAUUUUUCAGAUAAAGAUCUAUCUUGGUAAUAUGGAACAAAGGAGAGAGUCAUAUUUACCUGGAGUGUUUUAUUUCUCUCUUUUUUUUAAGAAAGUGUAGAGAGUCAUAAUUGUUGGAAUUUUUGAGAGCCAUUUAAAAUAAAUGAACCUUUGUUGUUGUUGUUGAAGAACAAAUUUUGAAUAUAAACAGAGAAAAUUGACAACCUAAUUUUAAAUAGCCUACGUGACACCUUGUCAGUUUUAGUCAUCUUCAUGUGUCUCUGUAUCCCUGCCCAAUGUGUUGAUUUGAAGUUAUAAAUAAGAUACAAAAUGAUCAUUGUAGCCUUGUGGUGUUCUCGUAGAUCUGAAAACUUACUCAUUGUAGAUCUUAUCCAGGUUCUGUUUACACAAAAUUUUAUUUUUAAUAAAUUUUUAUUUUAAUUUGAAUUUUUCAGGAAAUAAAUAUUGGAUUUUGCAGCUUUUUGAUUUUAAAACUUAUUGUUUUAUGCUAAGAGUGUAUAUAAUUAUAUAUAUGAAUGUUUUCUUUUCCCCCAUUUUUUUCUUCUUGCUCUCUGCUGGUCAUGUUUCUUCAACAAAACAUAAUAUGUGCAAAAUAUUUUACAAGGUUGGGUUUCACAAGAACAAGUUUUAUGCGUCCUAAUGUCAAGGUCGCUUGUGUCAACACUUAUAUGAAAACAUCACAAAAAAUUCAUGGUAUAGAAUGCAUAAUAAAUAAAGUGUAAAGAAAUCAGUAUGUGAUUUAGCCAUCAGAGAGCAUAAUCAAGAGGCACUAUUCACAUCUGUUAUUUAACUUUAUAGAUGAAUGAUAUGCCUAUUUUAUUUUAAAAUAAUUUGGUAAUUCAGAUUUAAAUGAAAAUAUAUGAAAUCUGAAGGCAAUCUUUAACAAUUUUUUUUCAUAAAUCAAAUCAUUUUUCCACCAGCUUAAAUUCUCAGAUUUUCAUUUGGUAAUAUUCAUGACUGUGUCAAAGGAAUACCAGUUCAGUUAUAUGAUGGAGUGCCAUAUCUGAAUUUAAAUUUAAAACAGUUUGCAAAAAUAAUUUUUUGUCUGUUUUUUCGAAAUGCUUAAAAAUUCCAACAGGUUUUAAAAAAAACAUUCAGUGUGUGAAAUGAACUAGGGAUUUAUUAUGUAGAUUUAUGUAAGAUGUUAAUUGAUAUUUAUUGUGUUCAGUUGAUAGUGAUAGAUUGAAGUGAUGUUGUAAGAAUAUAUCAAAUUAGAAAUAUAUGAAGAGUCAGGAGGGAAAGUGAAAAUACAUGUACAUCUGACUGGAAAGUUGAGUGUGUAAAGCAUAAUGGAUGCAAACAUCUCGCUGCGAUAAUAGAGGUUUUAAUGGUGUUUUGAAAGUAAGUGUAAUUGUUUAGUAAAUUAUAUCAAACUUGAUAGUCAUGAGUAAUUUUAUAGGAAAUUUAAUUGUGUUUGGCAUAUAACGGAGUCUUAAUAUAUCAAUUAGAAGUUUACUACUAAUUUAAUGUGUACUGGAGUUACUUCCCUUUGUUCACUCUCUCGGCUGGGGUAGUGAUACGCUUUGAAGCAGAGGAAGCCAAGAAUGGGGCAACAGUGAACAGACCAGACUUAAAAAGUGUGUGUAUAAAUGGUUAUUUAAUAUAAAACUAGGCAGAUCUGUGUGAGAUUUGAGUGGAUUUUAAUAAAAAUGCAUGUGAGGGAGGAGUGGGGAUGGUUAUGAUAAGAUUCAAUAAGAAGGGGAAAUGAGUAUGAGAAAAGAAAGAAAAAAUAGAUGUCAAGAAUUAGUUUGUAGUUGUGGAGUUUGAUAGAUAUGAUAUGGAAGAUAUAAGGGGUUAGAAAAGUUAAAUUAUGUUUGUAUAGGUAAAUGUAAUGUUGAUUUCACUAUUCUUGUUUCUCUGUACAUAUAUACAUAGUCAGAACUAUUCCAUUGUUUUACCGUUGUGGUGCUGUAUGAGACAAUAUUCUGUGAUUCUGUCAUUCUUUGUGUAUAAAUUUCACCCAACUACAUCACUCUGAUGAAAGAAAUGUAGUUGAUGUUCCCAAACCUUAUAGUCAUUGUUUUUGUGUGUUUCAGAGAAUAAACCCAGGUUGUAUGCCAAUGUGAUAUUAUUGAACACAACACAAACUCUAACCUUUGUGAUGUGAUCUGGUACCACAACCCCAUUGUUUUAUAUUAGCUUUAUCCUUGAAUUAGGAAUUGAACCUGCACAGCUUUGCCAAGAUGUUGACACGUUGUAGUGUUGAUGUUGAAACAGUGACUUUAUAAUCAAGAAUUCAAUUUUGAUGAAGCCCAGUAUGUUAAACUGUACUUUACAGUUUGGCACUGUAGAGCUGGUCUUGUCGUGUAUUUUAAUAUCACAUCCAGAUAGCCUUUACAAAUCAGAUAGCUUUUUUUUUCUCCUGACAAAUCUUUUUUAAAAAGAUUGUAGUUGAUACAUACAGGUUUGCCAUGUUUCAUUGCCCACCAGCUGUUCACCAUGGAGUCAGCAGGUUUUAUGAUAAAGACCCUAUUUAUUUGUGAUUUUUCAAUGGCAUUAAUGUAAACAUGACACCAUUUUUUGUAAGCUGUUGUAUUAACAUUCCUUGUUCAAUACGAAAUGUAUACAGCCAGACUUUUCAAUGUUUUAGAUAGGUGGUUAGAUAAUAUAUAUGCAAAGUGAAAGUACAUUAAAAUGGCACUACAUAAAUAAACUAUGGCAAACAGAAGGGGCAGUUCUAAUACUUGAUAAGCACACUUUUUUUUUUAUAGAAUUAAACCAGGGUUUCUAGCCUUCAUGAAGAUUUGGGUGCAUUGAAAGGUGAAGCUAGGACCUGUGAUUAAAUAUGCAAAAUGAAAAUUCAUUGGUCAAGUAAGUUGUUGUUUGUAGAUAUUUUUACUGUUAAACAGACUGGAUAUUUUUACUGUUGAUCAUAGUCCAACUCCAUACUGAGUAGUGCUGAAGUGAAAUGCAGGUUGUUGAGAUAUUUCAAAGUUUAUUUAUUUUGAAGAAAAGAUGUGUUUUGAGCCAAUGAAGUUAGUCUUAUUACUAUUUUUUGUGUCACAAAUUAACCAUAGUUCUCGAAAAUGAAGUGAAAAAUUAUGGAGCCGUUACCACCUGAUUCAAACACCUAUAAAACAUGUACGAGGGUAUGUCUCACAUCGCAACAAUGUUUAAGUUUUUAUCAAAAUAAUGAUCAAGCAGAGAUAAAAUUUAGUUUAUAUAUUGUUAGAAUUCAUUCAAAGUUGUGAACAAAAUUUCAUGUGUUUAUUAAGAGAGAACGUAUACAAAAUGCGUAAGAGAAAUGAUUUGCAAUCGUGUAUAGAUAGAAUAAUCAUUGAUCCAAUUUUGAGGUACAGUAACAAUUCUGUAUUGUAGCUAUGUAGGAUUCUUGAAGCUGUGAGAAAAAGAAAAUAUGCAUGUAAUGCAAGUCUUUUCCAGAUUGCUGUUAGAUGAUGGGAAGUUGUAACUAUUGUGAUAUCUCAAUUAGUAGAACAAACUUGUUGCUUGAUAUGUCUGUACUUGUCAGUUGUGAAUCUCAAAUUAUUCAAUUCCGAAGAUAAUAUUCUUAUUAUGAAUAGGUAUCAUUUUUUUUUAUUCUAUUGUAGAGCCUAUAAUCAAAUAUUUCAGCUACUCUCAGUACUGAUGAAUAUUAGAAAUGGUAUUAUUUGAAACUGAUAUUAAUGAACAAACUGCAAGCUGUUGUCGAUCAAAGCAUUUCAUUUGUUUAGUUUUUUGUAAUUUUAUAGACUGAAUUGAAUAAUUGUCUCAACUCUAACCUUUUGUUCAUAGGUAAUUUGAAGUAAAAGUCAUAAGCAUAUACAUCUUGUAAAUAUAUAUUAUAAGAUACCCAUCAGUAAAUAAGAUCGUUACCCACCAGUCUUAGUAUGAAUGUAUCUUUUAACUUAUUAAAUCACAAAUCUAGAUUUUUGUUUAGAAUAGACAUAUUUUCCAUCUAAUUCACACAAUUUCAUAGCAAAUUUAAAGAAAUAGUCAUUUAUUUAUUUUCAUAUUUGAUGAAUGUUGAUUUUGGAAUGUUGAGCGUUGGGUUUCUUACAACCCAGUUUGAUUUCAUUCAGUUUUUUAGCCCUCCUCUCUCUGUAGUUUCAUCAUAAUUUUUGAGUCAUAUUAAAACUGAAUAAAAACAUAGCUAUUUAUUUGAUUCAACAUACAUAAUGUAUAAACAUAUAUUGAAAUUUGUUGAAGUUUUGAUGGUCUGUGGUAAAUGGACUAUAUAUUAAUCAUUUUGAUCAUGCCCACUUGUUACUGAUCACGCCCACUCUGUAUCAUUAAGGUAAGAUGACAAACGUACAGAAAGAAUAAAAAGCAAUAAAAUCCCUGUAAAUAGUUCACAAGUGUCACCUGGAUCUUCAAUUGUAUGUCAAAUAUUACUGACACUUGUAUUUAUCCUUCUGCAAUUCUUGCAAUUUCACGAAAAAUUUUAUGACUUCAAACUUUGAGAAUGAAGGUUUAAACAUCUACUUUCUUGACACAUAAUGUUCUUGUAUUUCAUCCUGUGCUAUUUUUUCACCUCACAAAAAAUCUGACGUAGGAAACUUCAAAUUUGGAGAUCUAUGUUUAAACUUACUUUCUUGAUACUUGAAUUUCAUUCUUCUGAAAUUUUUUCAUUUCACAGAAAUCUGACAAACAUAAUUUAAACUUAUAAAACUGAGGUUUAUUACAUACAUGUCUUAAAGUGGUCUGAUGGAUAUUUACCAUCUUAAACACUCAUAGUGAUAUUUUUUCACUUUAUUUCAUUUCUCCACAAAUUUUCAUACCAAAUCUCUGCAUGAAAUGUUGUUUGGGUGUCGAUCAUCCACUCCGUUGGUUUUACCUGAUGUACCAUGUAGAAAGGUAGUGGCCGUUUUGUAUUGUAGGUCUUUUUUUUUUUUUUUUUUUUUAAUCUGAAAUCAAUACAUACCCACACCACAUGAAAUAAAAUAAAAGAAAACAC
Ylistrum balloti is the source of this 8840-nucleotide messenger RNA. RefSeq names its product protein spire homolog 1-like. Gene Ontology annotation, biological process: cleavage furrow formation; Golgi vesicle transport; actin filament polymerization. Gene Ontology annotation, molecular function: actin binding. The record is from RefSeq and is a predicted model, not a curated record. The transcript is spliced from 16 exons. Bases 1 to 3717 code for a protein of 1238 amino acids. Gene Ontology annotation, cellular component: cytoplasmic vesicle membrane; cell cortex. NCBI's taxonomy places the organism in Eukaryota, Metazoa, Mollusca, Bivalvia, Pectinida, Pectinidae.